Messenger RNA from Mycena indigotica, 615 nucleotides. RefSeq lists its product as uncharacterized. The transcript is spliced from 5 exons. The record is from RefSeq and is a predicted model, not a curated record. Gene Ontology annotation, biological process: cell surface receptor signaling pathway. NCBI's taxonomy places the organism in Eukaryota, Fungi, Basidiomycota, Agaricomycetes, Agaricales, Mycenaceae. Bases 1 to 615 code for a protein of 204 amino acids.
AUGCCUCCCCAGACUGCCCGCACGUCCGCACACCCAACCCAACUCGACACCGUGCUGCGCCACAUCUCCACUGCCGCCGGCGUGCUCGAUGUCCUUGCAAACAACGUCGCGACGCCGUUCCUCGACGUCCUCUGCGCUACAACGCGUGCGCUGGUCUUAUCAGCUCAGAAUGUGCGCCGGAACAAGAAUGAAUGCACUGAUCUCCUUGAAAGUACCAACCAGCUUCUGCAGGCCAUUCUUGUGUUGCUUGUGAAACAGGACAGUAAGCUGCUGUCUUCAAGUGCAGUAGAACAUCUCGGCCGCCUUGUGGAGACUCUUCACAAGGUGCAUCAUUUCCUCGAAGCACAACAGGACCGUAGUCGUUUCAGGCAGUUCUUCAAGCAGUCUGAAACCACGGGGAUCCUCAAGGAGUGUCAUGCAGGGCUGCAAACUGCACUGGAUUUCUUUCUGCUUGAGCGGUAUGAGAUCUUGAAUGACAUCAGAGAUCUUCAGCUCACUGCAGACAAUGAUCACCAAGAGAUUCUGCAGAUGAUCCAGAGUAUUCAACCUGGCAAUAAUGAGAUGUCAGACUCAGAGUCAACCUUUUCAAUCACAAAAGAUUCCCUCAAUAGGUAA